This is a messenger RNA of Arachis ipaensis, 2595 nucleotides long. RefSeq lists its product as uncharacterized. Gene Ontology annotation, molecular function: chitin binding; protein serine/threonine kinase activity; ATP binding. Gene Ontology annotation, cellular component: plasma membrane. Gene Ontology annotation, biological process: carbohydrate metabolic process; protein phosphorylation. The record is from RefSeq and is a predicted model, not a curated record. Lineage: Eukaryota; Viridiplantae; Streptophyta; Magnoliopsida; Fabales; Fabaceae.
UUGCAGUUUACAAAUACACCUAAUUUGUUAUAGGAGUGUCCAUUGAUAAAUUUAGUUCCCAUAACCUGCUUCCUUCUGGAAUCUAGAAAUACUUGAUGUGGACUUGAAUCAUAACUUUUCACAUACAACUUUGCCACUAGUGAUGGCUUCAACAUCAAUGCUUAGUUGCUUCUUCUUACUCUUCUUCCUUCCUCUCACUGCUGCACACACUGCAUCAUCAUCGACAUGGGUCAAAGCUGGUUAUUACAAUUCUGCCAGUGAAAUCUCCGCUUCAGACAUCAAAUCCACACUCUUCACUCACCUCUUAUGCGCUUUUUCUUUCAUUAACUGGACCAACUAUAACAUCUUCAUCAACGCUUCUGAACUUCACAAGUUCUCAGCCUUCACCCAAACAGUUAAGUCCCAAAACCCAACCGUUUCAACGCUUCUAUCCAUCUGGGCUGGUGGCAGAGACAACACUUUUCUUUUCUCAAUGCUAAACCAAUCUUCUCAUAGAAAAUCCUUCAUUCAUUCUUCUAUUACAACAGCAAGGUCACAUGGUUUUCAAGGCAUAGAUCUUAUUGGAGCAUCCCCAGUACCGGCUUCGGAGCUUGCCGAUUUCGGGAAACUUCUGGAGGAGUGGCGAGCUGCCAUAACUUCUGAGGCAAGAAACUCCAGUAAACCAGAGUUACUGUUAGUGAUGGCGGGUUACUACCUUAGAGCUUCAGAUUCAACGAGUUACCCUUUUGAUUCAAUGCAGAGGAACUUGGAUUGGGUGCAUUUUCUGGCAUAUGAUUACUAUGUUCCUACAAAGAACAAUAUCACGGGUUUUCAUGCAGCUUUGUAUGGUCCAACGAAUUGGGACAACACUGAUUCUGGUAUCAAAGAAUGGAGAAGAAGGGGAUUCUCAUCUAACAAGCUUGUAAUUGGGUUGCCUUAUCAUGGAUAUGCAUGGACACUUGUGAAUCAAGGGGAGAAUUGCAUCGCGGCACCAGCAUCGGGACCUGCCACUACAAGGGACGGUUCUAUGGGUUAUAAGUUUAUAAAGAGUUUUCUUAGAAGCUUCGGGAAUAAUGGAGUUGUUUCAAGAUUUAAUAACAAUUUUGUGGUGGAUGAGUUCACAGUUGCAGCCACCGUUUGGGUUGAUUUUGAUGAUGUGGAUUCAAUCAGAGCCAAAGUUUCUUAUGCCAAGGAAAAGGGACUUCUUGGCUACAAUGUGUUCCAACUUGCCAACGAUGACAAUUGGGUCCUUUCAAAGGCAGCUCAAGAAGUAGAUGAAGAUCAUCAUAAGAGGAGGUUGUUGAUAAUUGUUCUGCUAUCAACAGUAACUGUCAUAAUUCUGUUGGGAAUAGUGUUUUGCUACUGCCACAGAGGAACCGCAGCCACCAUUACAAAAGCAUUAUACAAAAUAAGGAAAUGUUUAUCAGGAGCUGAACAAGAUCAUGUAGAAGGGAAUGGUUCUGACUUGACUGCAUUCAGUUAUCUCACAAUCAAAAUGGCAACAAAUAACUUCUCAAGAGAUCAUAAACUUGGAGAGGGUGGAUUUGGCACGGUUUAUAAGGGAAAAUUACCAAAGGGGCAGGAGAUAGCUGUGAAAAGGCUCUCAGAAAGCUCGAAUCAAGGCCUAGAAGAGUUCAAAAAUGAAAUCGCGCUUACGGCAAGAUUACAACAUGUGAAUUUGGUUAGACUUCUGGGUUACUGCACAAAAAGGGAUGAGAAGAUUUUGAUCUAUGAAUACCUACCAAACAAAAGCUUAGAUCAUUUUCUCUUUGAUCCAAGGAAAUCAAUUCUUUUAGACUGGAGCAAGCGUGCCAACAUCAUUGAAGGGGUUACUCAAGGCCUUCUUUAUCUCCAAGAGUACUCAAAUUUCACCAUAAUCCACCGAGAUCUCAAAGCCAGUAAUAUUUUAUUAGACCAUAAUAUGAAUCCCAAGAUAUCAGAUUUUGGCAUGGCAAGAAUUUUCAGGAAAUAUGACCUUGAAGCAAACACAAGCAGGAUUGUUGGGACAUACGGUUAUGUACCUCCUGAGUAUGUGAGAAAAGGCAUAUACUCGACGAAGUACGAUGUUUAUAGCUUUGGAGUUCUUCUGUUGCAAAUCAUAAGUGGGAAGAGGACUUCAUGUUACUAUGGACCACAUGAAAAUAUGAACCUGUUGGAAUAUGCAUAUGAGCUGUGGAUGGAGGGAAGAGGUGUGGAAUUUUUAGACCCUUCAUUAGAUGAUACAACAUCAGCAUGUAAACUCAUGAGAUGCAUGCAAGUAGCUCUUUUGUGUGUUCAAGAGAACUCUGCAGAUAGACCUUCCAUGUUGGAAGUUGAUUCAAUUCUCAAGAAUGAAACUGCAGCUAUUGGUAGUCCCAAAAUGCCUGGUUUUUCAGUGAAGAAACAUGAAGAUGAUGAGAAAGAAAGAUCCAUAAAAUAUGUUUCAAUUAAUGAUGUUACAAUUUCUCAAAUGAUACCAAGAUGAUGAUUGCAUGGAGCAGAACAUGCAAUGCAGUGCACAGAGAAAUUAUAUUUACACCACUCUGUAUAUUUUCCUUUUAUAAUAUUAAAGUGUAUAUAUCAUUCCGGUCAAUUUAAACCUUUCAUAAUAAUAUAAUAACUAGAGUGGCCGGUCAA